This is a messenger RNA of Cyprinus carpio (common carp), 2454 nucleotides long. RefSeq names its product heterogeneous nuclear ribonucleoprotein C-like. Lineage: Eukaryota; Metazoa; Chordata; Actinopteri; Cypriniformes; Cyprinidae. Gene Ontology annotation, molecular function: RNA binding. The record is from RefSeq and is a predicted model, not a curated record. Gene Ontology annotation, cellular component: nucleus.
GUCUGCUGACGAGCUGGUACGGACUGUAUCCACAAAACAGUACAGCACCGAAUUUUAAUCAUUUUUAGUCUUAAACUCCCGUUUUUGAGGCAGCUUUUUUUGAACCUCGUCAAUCCAAUCAGGCAGACAGACGACUCGACCUGAAUUACAGACAGAAUGGAUCAUUCCCCCACAACCAGCAGCCUGAUGGCCAGCAACGUCACCAACAAGACGGAUCCGCGUUCGCUGAACUCCCGGGUCUUCAUCGGGAACCUCAACACCAUGCUGGUGACCAAGGCUGAUGUGGAGGCCAUCUUUAGUAAGUACGGGAAGAUCGUGGGCUGCUCCGUGCACAAAGGCUUCGCGUUCGUCCAGUACGUUAAUGAGAGGAACGCCAGAGCAGCGGUCGCGGGUGAAGAUGGGAGGAUGAUCGUUGGACAGGUGCUCGAUAUUAAUCUGGCUGGUGAGCCAAAACCUCAUCGUUCAAAGACUAUCAAACGCUCUGCAGGAGAUAUGUACAGCAGCUCCUCAUUUGAUCUGGACUAUGACUUUCAGAGAGAUUACUAUGACAGGAUGUACUCGUACCCGUCGCGUGUCCCCCCUCCUCCUCCUCCUCCGCUCUCGCGGCCGGUGAUUCCCUCCAAACGGGCGCGAGUGAGCGUGAGCGCCGGCGGCAGCCGCAGGACCAAAACCAGCUUCUCCUCCAAGAGCAGCCAGCGCACGUCCCGCACCAUGAGAGCUGACGAUCUACAAACUAUUAAGAAAGAACUGACUCAGAUUAAACACAAAGUGGACUAUCUGCUGGAGAGCCUGGAGCGCAUGGAGAGAGACCACAGCAAGAAAUCCGAGGUGAAGAGCUCUAAACCAGAUGAAGCCUCCCCGCAGCACUCCAGCGGGAAGAAAGAGCGCGACAGCACAGAAAUGAACGACUACGAGGACGAGGGAGACCUGCUGGAGGAAGAGGAGAUCAAGAGUCGAGGAAGGGAGGAUGAUGAGGAGGAAGAAGAGGGAGAGCAGGAGGAAGGAGAGGAUGAUGGAGACAGCACCAACGGAGACCAUUCUUAAACGUGACCGACACGGACACACAUGCAUGCUCACCGUGAGAUAUAGAGUAGAUCCUCUGACCUUUAAAGCACCCUUAGUUUUAUUUUAGGAGUCCAGAACAAUGACUAAGACUCAUCAUGAAAAUGAAUCUCUGCUUUACAAGUGACACUCAAUCGCCUGAACCCCGACUUCAGCCACCGUACUCUGAGAUCUCGUCAUCCUUGACCAAAUCUGCAUUUAAAAAAAAAUGGUUGAAUGGUGAAGUUUUCUGCUUUAGGAUUGAGAAACUACUUUUAAUUGCAGUGAAAUCUCCUUCAUUGCUGUGACACUGUGGCAUCACCAUGCCAAGCUGUUUUAAUACUGCCAACCCGAAAGAUUAGAUGUGUUUGCAUAAUAUAUGGAGGAGGAGCUAGUUAGAAGUGCUAUGAUUGGAUUUUACCAAAACUGUUAUAGUUUGUGCUUGGGUGAAGGUUAGAGCAAAAAAAAAUAACUAGUUUUGUAACUUGGCAACCCAUUAAAGACAAACUCCGUAUAUGUGUGGAUAUGAGUAAUAAUCAACAUCGUUAACUACUAAUGUAGGUCUACUAGGUGAUUGACACAUUGAUGAGCCAAUCAGAAUGCAUCGAAUUUGGAGAUUACAACUCCUAAAGAGACACUAACAUGCAUUUUGUACAUGUAACCUUGUUAAUUGGUUUGCACCAAUUGGAUUGUAAAGCCUAGAAAACAAUCGCAUUCCCACUCCAGGCACGUCCAGGUCCUUCUCAUCUGUUUUAAGAUCUUAAACCGCUGCAGGAGUUACGGUGGUGAUAAUGGUGGCUGGGGUUUGGGAAGGUUCUGCCGUGGUCUUGAGGAUGCGCUUUAAUACACGUGAAUGUCCGUCUUCACCAAUGCUUUUCUUGAUUCUUGUGGUUGUGAGACCCUUCUGUGCAGGGUUCUGUUAAUCCUCAUCAUUUCCCCAACACAUACUAGACAAUUAUUAGAUCAUUUUUGCUCAAAGUAGUCUUGGAUUGCUCUCCAGUUGAGUCCUGAAGCUUUUGACGGACCCUGAACUAUCUGAACUCAUCCGGCAGGAGUUCAUUGCUUGCGUUGGUUCAGGCGCAGCAAUGUACCUCUAGGACUCCUUUGGGUAAUAAAUGUAGAGUUACUCAUCCCGACCAGUGGGCGGCAGUGUGGCCCAGUUCUGUUAUUUAACCUCUCAGAAAUACUGCUUGAUUGAACUGUUUUAUAUUCCUUAUGGGGUCCCUGAGUUUGUGUGAAUACGUUCGGAUUGUACAGUCAACGUCAUUUUACCCGUGGGUUUGUAUCUGUGUACAGUGACACUAAGUGAGUUUGCUUCUGAUAAAUACAAGCUGUGUUUGUUGCCGUUUCGUUUUCAUUUGUUCUGUUUUCUGUUUGGUCUGUGUAAUAAGUUUCAAUAAAUCUACAAAUGUC